Trematomus bernacchii (emerald rockcod) is the source of this 7257-nucleotide messenger RNA. RefSeq names its product calcium channel, voltage-dependent, alpha 2/delta subunit 2a (gene cacna2d2a). The record is from RefSeq and is a predicted model, not a curated record. Gene Ontology annotation, cellular component: voltage-gated calcium channel complex. Gene Ontology annotation, molecular function: voltage-gated calcium channel activity. The transcript has 39 exons. Bases 258 to 3596 code for a protein of 1112 amino acids. NCBI's taxonomy places the organism in Eukaryota, Metazoa, Chordata, Actinopteri, Perciformes, Nototheniidae.
AAUAGGCAAGCAGGCACAUCUGCAGCAGCGGCACAGCAUCGUCCUGAUCCUGAUCUCCCGGGUCUUCAGCUGCCAAUCCUCUCUGCGCGUCUCUGCUUGAGGUUUCACUGCCGGCUGAAGUGUCCAGAAGCCUCUGCCAACCAUCAGCUCCCACCAAACACUUUCUCUGGAGCGCGGUUAUUCUUAGCUCAGCGGCGAGAGACUGUCCUUCCGGUCCUUCUCUUAUUUAUCCCAGUUUCUUGAAUAUUUAAUGGAAAAUGGCGAUCUGCGCGCAGUCGUACGGUGUUUUCUGUCUCUUCGCAAUCCAAACUGUACUUAUCAUAUGCGUCUCCACGCCGACGGACGGGACCCACCUCUUCCCCCAGCACUACACAAUGAUUCACUGGGCAGGACGCAUCGAGAAGGAGCUGGAAAAGGUUCUGCAGCACGUCACCGGAACUCAGCAGAUGAGAUCGAUUUAUAAUGAGAAGAAGAGCCAGUUUGAAAUCAAGAGGAACAACCCCAAGGAAUUGGUGGAGCGAGUUGCACGGGACAUCUCCAAGCUUCUCAUCAGUAAGAGGAAAGCCCUGGAGAAACUGACCAGGGUGGCCGAGCAGCUUCAGAAGGAUCACGAAUGGCAAGAUGGUGUGACGGAGAGUGCCAUUUCAUACUACGAUUCCAAAGCGGGUUCAGAAGAUCAGACGGAGGACGGGGAAGAGGAGAACCCCCCGGAGAGCUCGACGUCCAUGGAGCUGGAGUUUGUGGAUGAUCCCAAUUUCAAAUGCCAGGUCAACUUCACUUCAAGUGCGGUCCAGAUUCCUACAGACAUAUACAAAGGCUCUCCGACCAUCCUCAACGAGUUGAACUGGACCCAGGCGCUGGAGAAGGUCUUCAUUGAGAACCGUCAGGACGACAGCUCUCUGCGCUGGCAGGUGUUCGGCAGCGCCACAGGAGUGACUCGAUAUUACCCAGCCACACCAUGGAGGGCGCCCAAAAAGAUUGACCUGUACGACGUCCGCAGAAGACCUUGGUAUAUUCAGGGUGCAUCUUCUCCAAAGGACAUGGUCAUCAUUGUGGAUGUGAGUGGCAGUGUUAGCGGACUCACUCUGAAGCUGAUGAAACACUCCGUAAUUGAGAUGCUGGAAACUCUAUCAGACGACGACUAUGUGAAUGUGGCUAGGUUCAAUGAGAAGGCUGUGGAAGUCGUUACAUGCUUCAAGACUUUGGUCCAAGCCAAUAAUCGGAACAAGAAAAUCUUCAAGAAGGCUGUCUGUGAUAUGACCGCCAAAGGAACCACAGAUUACAAGACUGGCUUCACAUUUGCCUUUGAACAGCUUCUCAAUGAGAGCAGUGCCCCGAGGGCCAACUGCAAUAAGAUGAUAAUGAUGUUUACAGAUGGCGGUGAGGAUCGUGCUCAGGACAUCUUUGAGAAGUACAACUGGCCCAACAAAACAGUACGUGUGUUCACCUUCUCUGUUGGCCAGCAUAAUUACGAUGUAACCCCUUUGCAGUGGAUAGCUUGUGCCAAUAAAGGUUACUACUUUGAAAUUCCAUCCAUUGGAGCCAUCAGAAUCAACACCCAGGAGUACCUGGACGUCCUGGGCCGUCCUAUGGUGCUGGCUGGGAAUAAAGCGCAGCAGGUGCAAUGGACCAACGUCUACCAGGAUGUUCUGGGUUUGGGCCUAGUCAUCACUGGGACGAUGCCUGUCUUCAACCGCACUGUUGAUACUGUGAGCCCUCAGAACCAGCUCAUCCUCGGAGUCAUGGGAGUGGAUAUUGCAAUCAAUGAAAUCAAAAGGAAGACGCCCACAUACAGACUUGGAGCUAACGGCUACACUUUUGCCAUCGAUCCCAAUGGCUACGUUCUGCUGCAUCCCAACCUGCGACCUAAAAUCUUUGACUACAAGGAGCCCGUUACUUUGGACUUUCUAGAUGCAGAGCUGGAGGACAGCAACAAGGAGGAGAUCCGUCGACAGAUGAUUGAUGGUAAAUCCGGGCAAAGGAAAAUCAAGACGCUCAUUAAGUCAGUUGAUGAGAGGUACAUUGAUGAGGCCGUGCGGACGUACACGUGGACGCCUGUGAAUGGUACAGAUUACAGUCUAGGGUUGGUACUGCCCACAUAUAGUGAGAACCACAUCAAGGCCAACCUGAGUGACCAGAUCCUUCAGGUGCAGUUGCCAUACACCAAGGAUUUUGAAUCACUGCUGCCAAACAGUUUUGAGUCUGAAGGACAUGUAUUCAUUGCUCCCAGGGAGUACUGCAAUGAUCUGGAACUGUCCAACAACAACACUGAGUUCCUGCUCAACUUCAUUGCUCUCAUGGAGAAGGUGACACCGGACUCCAAACAAUGUGACAAUUUGCUCCUCCAUAACCUGAUUCUGGACACUGGCAUCAUCAGGCAGCUGGUUGAGAAAGUGUGGAAGAAUAAAGACUUGAAUACAUAUGGCUUCCUGGCUGUGUUUGCUGCAUCAGAUGGAGGAGUUACAAGAGUGUUCCCCAACAAGGCUGCAGAAACCUGGGAGGAAGACCCCGAGCCGUUUAAUGCCAGCUAUUACCGGCGCAGUCUGGACAACAAGGGCUACAUCUUCAGAGCGCCUUAUCGAACAGCGCGGGACGAGCUGUUGAACCCGGAGAACGACACCAUCGGGAUCCUUGUGAGCACGGCUGUGGAGAUCACAGUAGGAGGGAAGACCAUCAAACCUGCAGUGGUCGGAGUGAAGCUGGACCUUGAAGCCUGGACGGACAAGUUUAAGAUCCUUGCUAGCAACCAUACAGACAACAAUCAGGGCUCAAAUACGUGUGGACCAAACAGAGGCUGUGAAAUGGAUUGCGAGGCCAACAGUGAGGAUCUCCUGUGCUAUUUAAUAGAUGACGGUGGAUUCCUAAUCAUGUCUAAUCAGAAGGAGGAAUGGAACAAGGUGGGCAUGUUCUUCAGUGAUGUUGAUCCCUACUUGAUGUACGCGCUCUACAACAAUUCCUUCUACAACCGCAAGCAGUCAUAUGACUACCAGUCUGUGUGUGAAGUAGUGUCCAAGACUCAAAAUGGGGCUGCACCCAGAGGAGUGUUUGUGCCCACAAUUGCAGAUUUUGUAAACGUGGCUUGGUGGACAUCAGCAGCGGCAUGGUCCUUGUUCCAACAGUUUAUUUAUGGACUGGCUUAUCAGAGCUGGUUUGUCAGAGAUGAGGUGGAUGCAGAAGGAAUGGACUCCACUCGGGUGCGCAGUUGUGUAAUGAUCCAGACGCAGUACUUCCUGAGUAAUCUCAGCAGCUCCUACAACAUACUGCAGGACUGUGGCAACUGCUCCAGGCUGAUUCAUGCCAAGAGGAUAAACAACACCAACUUGCUGUUUGUGGUCGCAGAGAAGAUGCCAUGCAACACCUGCGAGAUAGAGAAGCUGUCCCAGGAGGAGGAGGAGUUCAAAGACGAAGAUCCAUGUUUGACUGUGGCGCGCUAUCGAAAAGGACCCGGCACCUGCUUUGACAAUAACCUCACUGAGAACACAUCAGACUGUGGGCGAGGCCACUCCUUCCGCCCCUCCCUCUACACCUUACUGCUCAUCCAGCUGCUCCUGCUCUAUCCGGCCGUCAGCCCCCACUUUCACUCUCUACUACAUUAAUUCCAUUUUCCUCCACGUAUCUUCUUUUAGCCUUCCUGACCCAAAACCCUCCAACCCCACCUCCCACCUCCAUGCCCCUAUUCCCCGCCCCCCUUAUAUAGUCAUAGGUAAUAAAGGGACUUCCCUUCACAGCAAGUUGGAAGCCCUGAGUGCCGCGCUACCCAGCUCGCUUCAGUCCUUGUUGCUUAGUGACAACUGCCGGACGUUUGUGUACUCAGCCAGUUAACCUUCAUCUGCAGGAGGAGCGGGUGGUGCUGCAUCACCUGGAUCCUCAGAGGCAACGUCAGAAAACAGAAAACAUCACCCCCUUUAUCGAGAGAAGGGAGGGUAAAGAGGACAGGCCGAUGUCCUCGUCUCAGACCCCCCCGCCUCACACAGACUGAGGAGUAGAGGUCCUCUUCGCCUCUGUCCGUCAGACAGAAGGCGGGACUACUUCUUCUUCUCCUCCAUCUCAGAGUUUUGUCGCUCUGUCAACUGCCUCUCGUAGGCUGUGGACCAUCAGCCAGUUAUAGCCGCCACCAUAAAAGAAAAUAACAUUAAAAAAAAAAAAACUCAAGUAUACAACAUGUCAAGUAUAAGCCGCUGAAGUGAUGAGUAUUCCAAGCAUACAGUGUAUUUAGGUUUUAAUUUGAAAAGGAAGUCGUUAAGGUGUUUAUUUCAAAAGACAUUAAUUAUUUUAUGCACUAUAUCUACUUGCCAAAAUUAGAUAAACUUUCAUGUGGUCUUGUUUUUUUAUAGCCAAAACAUGAGGAGGAAAUGGUUUCCAAUUCUAGGUUUAGGAAAAACUAUGAGAGGAGACACUGAAUGCUGAUUCAUUUUGUGCAGCUUCUAAUUACAGAUUAUUUCUCGUAAAAGACGUCCACUGGGGAUUAUUGUAAUUACAUGAUGGUAAUCGCAUUUCUUCAAGUAUUUUUCCUCAUAUUUACUAUUUGAGGCUAGUGCUAUCUGGCUUAUUAUAACACUAGUGACAGCUGUGAAAUAUGAAUCAGUGUUUGCUCACUUCAGUGUCGUGUAUUAUUCUCCUUUACGAUCAAUCGACCAUUCUGACCUCUGGUUUUGGACGGAUGUUAAAAAAAGAAAAAAAAAAGAAAUCCCUGUGCUCUCAGAAGCAAAAGCUCACCUCUGCCAAUAUUAAUGAGGCUUUUCCAGUGACCUUUAUUAACUCUCCUCAUCACAAUUAUACAUGUGCUUUACUUCUGGUCAACCGACACACUGAGAUCUCUGCCUCAUGACCGUCUCAUAUAGUCCUGGUUAGGGUUUUCUUUUUACCUUUGACUGAUGCUGUUCCAACUUCAAAACCAUUCGCUGCUGGGGGAUAGGGGCUUAUCAACAUUUCCAACUAAAGUGCAGAAAAAGGCAACUAAAUAUGGUGAUCAUGUAAAGUAGUAGUCUGGUUGUAAUCCGUGGCAGUAAAUCAUUUGAUCAUUACGAUGUUUAGGAGCCGCUCUGUUUCAUAGUGCCUUGAUGCACUUUGUUUUUGGACCACAUGGGCUGUAUACGAGUAGAGCUACUGUAUAGUACCUUUAUAGAGCAGCCAUGUGUGAGGCUUUGGAUGUGAGACUGAAUCUGUUGGCUAUAGAAAAAGCUUUACACAUAGCCAUCACACUGACUAGCUCUAGCUUAAUGUAUUUGCCCUCUCGGCCCCCUGACUGCCAUCAUAUGGAGUUACUAUACCGUUCCUUUACCAAGCCGUGUAUAGAGCUAUGAUACACUAUCAGUACACAGCGACUUUACUGGCCAUAGAGCGUUCUUAGGGCCACCUGACUGCUAUCGUUCUGCCUGAAUCGUGUGUGGAUGUGUUUGUUUUCGUUAAAACCCUCAAAGGGAAUGUCAUUAUAAAUGAGUUGUGGAGUGUGUGAGGGAUGACAGUUGUGGUAGCAUAACUGUUUGUUUUUUUCCUGGUCCUGUGUUGCAACAGAAAUCCAAUGUUGUUGUGGUGGGGGAGAAAAAAAAAGGGAUUUUACUGAAACUAAAAUAAUUCAUCUUUAACCAUUACUCUGCCUAAAUGUUAAUCUGAGGGAGCCGAGGUGUCUGAAAGAAUGUGUAGUUCAUCAGUGUGUCUGCUUCAAAUGCAACAUAGCUAACAAAGCCUCUCAAAAUGCCUUAGUGUUACACAGUACAGAGCUCUGAUACGUUUCCCUCCCUCAUGUACACUCACACAAAAAGAUCCUCCAAAAAUAUUCACUCCCCGGGUUUUCUUGGUGUUCUGCAGUAAGUAUAGUGAGCUCUUAAUUUGUAUUAUCGCGUCUUUGAUGAUUCGUUAUUGAUUGAUGCCUGUUUUUUUAUUAAAUGCUUGAAAGCCAGGUGGGAGUUUUCCAUUUCAAAAAGCCUCCGACCUUCGAUGUUCACACCCACCCAAACCUCACUGUAUCGCUCAGAUGGGACGAUUCACAAUUUGAACUUAACCACACACUCUGUACAGUUGUUGGUACUAUUUGAUGUGACAAACAUGCUGGCAGAGAAACUGCAGCGCGGCUCCAAAAACGAAUCUAAAAAAAACAAAACAAGAGACUGUUAAAAGAUUAUUGUAUUUUCAAUUUGGCAGUGUUGAUAACCGGAUGCAGUUUGACUUUUUUGGCAUUUGUUUGUCUCUGUCCUGUGCCAUUGAAUCCUGUCUGUAUUUCCACUGUCUGUAAAUGAGCGCUACACGUGCCUGUGGAAAUGUACCCCCUGCAACUUCCUCUCUUUUCCUGGCCCUUGUACGCUUACAGUCCUCACACAUAAUCUGAAUAUGUAGGCCUACAGUUUUUUUGCACCUGCACCAAGACAUUAUGCACAACACACCUACGAGCAAACAUGUAAUGAUGACACUUAUUCAUGCCCAGCUGGGAGAUGUCAAGCACCAGGCAGAAGUAAGCCAAGGACGUCACUUCCCAGGUGUGUUUUUUUGAGAGCGGGUGAAAUGUCAGAGGCAAGCUCAGGGAGUGGGUCUCCACAGAGCAGCCGUCGGACUGAAGGUCAGAGAGGAAUCCUGUAGUGAUGUCUGUGUGUGCAUCCCAACGAGGGAAACGUCUUCUGAAGGGAACACGCGACUGAUUUCUGUGGUUUGACAAAUUUACUUUUGCCAAAAUAUAAAAUAAAAAUAUAAAAUUGGACCAGCUUGGGGAUGAUGAAAGGGAGGGGGUCUGCUUUAGGACUCAACCCUAAAUUAAGUAGGGGAUGGUUUUCAUAAAGCCUCUUGCCCCCCUCCCGACCCUCGCUGCAUCUGUGUUGGUGCGUCUCUGUGGGAAAGACACAGUGUGUAUGUGAUUCUGUAGUCUGUAGUCUGGUGCUAUGUGACCAUGUUUGACAAGUGUGUAAAAAAAUGACAGCAACAUUUAGAGUAAAAAAGUCAAAUUUUAAGUGAAGUUAUAAAAAAUAUAGGAAUACAGCACUGUUGAUAAGUUUGAGAUCUGAAGUAAAAAAUGUAUUGAAUUUAGUUUAAUUUUCUUGUACGUGUGUGAGUGUGAAUGUUGGUGUGUGUGGAUGAUUUAGCUCCUUCUUUUCUGGGCACCGGUCCAUGUCGCUCCAUUCUUUUGUACAGAUGAAGCUAAAAAAAAAAAAGAUAAAAAGAAGAGGGCAACAUUUGUAAAAUAUUGUGUCUGUGACUCCUUGUAAAAUAUUUUCAAAUUGUUUAUUACAGAGAAUCAGUUAUUAAAUAAUGUUCAUAUUUUUCACUUCA